UUCAAUUCGUUAAUUUUGGUUUUUUUUUUUUUUUUUUUUUUUUUGUUGUUGUUUGUCUGUUUUUUGUUUUGUUUGUAAGUUAUGAAUACCAUAAUAUCAAAAUUAGAACAAGAUGAUAAAAUAUUGGCAGAACUGGACAAUCAAUUACGUUCAGUAUCGAAUAGAUCAUCUAGAAUUGGUCAUAUAUCAUCAUCAUCAUCGCCACCACCAUUAUUAUUGGAUACAAAUGGUGAUAGUGGUGAUAAACAUUAUCAUCAUCAUCAACAACAACAACAACAAAAUGAAAAGAUUAAUAAAUUAAUAACAACCAAUAAACAUACAUCAUUAUCAUUCGAUAUU
This is a messenger RNA of Dermatophagoides pteronyssinus (European house dust mite), 339 nucleotides long. RefSeq lists its product as uncharacterized. The record is from RefSeq and is a predicted model, not a curated record. NCBI's taxonomy places the organism in Eukaryota, Metazoa, Arthropoda, Arachnida, Sarcoptiformes, Pyroglyphidae.